UGUACAUAUUACUACAGCUGGCAUUUAAACAGAACAACAAAGAGUUCAUUAAAAAAAAAAUGCGAUUAUUAAUUUAUAAAUCUGAUUAAAAUGUAUAUGUUGCAAGGAUUGUUAUCAUCACUUAAUAAGCAGUAUCAGUUACACAAACGCUGAUAAAACGUGUUGUGGUCAGGAAAUUUAUCAAUUUUCUCUUAGCUGUAUAACACGGAACAAGUAUUUUUAAAUUGGUAUAUACGAUUAUUAUGUUUAUCUAUGUGUACUUCCUUGGAUUAAUAUCAAUCAUAAGAGCCUACCAGGCAGUAAACAAUACAGAAAGAGAUUUGGUAUUAAAAGAGCUCUUGAAGAAUUAUAAUUCUGCUGUGCCACCAAAUUAUAAUGACGAUGAACAAUUGAGAGUUGAAAUACAAGUCUACAUUUUGAGCAUCGAUUCCAUCAGUGAUUCAUCUAAGGAUUAUGGGUUAAGUUUUUUUCUGCGGCAAAGAUGGAAUGAUUCUCGUCUGAUACAUGAUCCGAAACUCGGCACAUUUCAACUCAGCAAAAAAUCCAUGAAUAAAGUAUGGGUACCAGAAUUAUUUAUUUUAAAUGAAAAACGUGCAGCCCUUCACAGAGUGUCUACGCCGGAUAAGCUAUUGCAUAUCAAACCUGAUGGACUAAUGUAUUACAGCACCAGAAUAUCUGGAACAUUUUCUUGUGAUGUAGAUUUGUUGAGAUAUCCUCUGGACCAUCAAAUGUGUCCUUUAACUAUUGAAAGUUAUGGAUAUACGUCAGAGACACUUGAUUUACAAUGGUAUAAGGAACCAGUAGAGGAGAAAGACGAUAUAAUUUUGUCUCAAUUCAGUCUUGGCUGUGCGAAAACCAUCAAAUGUGAUAAAGUAUAUGCAGGAUUAAAGUUCUCAUGUGUUCAAAUGAAUAUUAAACUUGAUCGUCUGUACGAUUACUACCUGAUUCAGACAUAUAUACCAACAACUCUCAUCGUCAUCCUGUCAUGGGUUUCUUUCUGGAUCAGCAUUGAUGCUACUCCUGCAAGGAUAUCACUGGGACUACUUACAGUGCUCACCAUGACGACACAGAACACGGGAUUACCAAAAGUUUCAUAUUUCAAAGCAAUUGAUGUUUGGAUGGUUUCUUGUAUGUUCUUUGUGUUUGCAGCAUUGAUUGAGUUUGCUUAUGUGAACGUUUUGUCAAGAGUGCGACUGCGCAGGCAAGAAUCUGUGGCAGACAAUGGUGGUUAUGAUAAUGAUCAAAGUCCAAGAAAAAGAGUCCCGUCAAAGAACGAAUAUCAUGGAUGCAGGUUCAACAUAUGCUUUCAGAAUAUGGCAAAUAGAGAAAAGGCACGGAACGUGGACAGAAUAUCACGAAUUAUGUUUCCUUUAUUUUUUAUAUUGUUUAAUUUGUUUUACUGGAUUAUUUAUCUGUUUGUCUUAAAAACUAAAGCAGACGUACAGCCAUGUUGAAAGAUAAGAAUGCUAUUUUCAAUUGUAUAAUU
This is a messenger RNA of Mytilus trossulus (common blue mussel), 1486 nucleotides long. RefSeq names its product glycine receptor subunit alpha-2-like. Gene Ontology annotation, biological process: chloride transmembrane transport; chemical synaptic transmission; signal transduction. The transcript is spliced from 9 exons. Gene Ontology annotation, molecular function: transmitter-gated monoatomic ion channel activity involved in regulation of postsynaptic membrane potential; transmembrane signaling receptor activity; chloride channel activity. The coding region runs from base 243 to 1454 and encodes 403 amino acids. The record is from RefSeq and is a predicted model, not a curated record. Lineage: Eukaryota; Metazoa; Mollusca; Bivalvia; Mytilida; Mytilidae. Gene Ontology annotation, cellular component: plasma membrane; neuron projection; synapse.